UCGGGGAGGUGUUGUCGGCUCCUGAAUGAACCAUGUUCGGUACCGGAGCCUCCGCGGUGCUUCUCCUGCACGUUGUGUUUGUACCGGGAGCCAGCAACUGGGCCCCCAAGGAGGAGGUGUUUGAGUGGUGGGGGGAGUGGUCCAGCUGGUCCUCCUGCUCCAGGAGCUGCGGAGGAGGAGUGAGGAGUCAGGAGAGACACUGUCUUAUACAGAGGUUGACUCCUGCCCAGAACAUUAACAGUUCAUACUGUCUGGGCUCAGCCAAAAAAUAUCAACUCUGUCCUAUACAGCCAUGUCCCAGUCUCAGCGUGAGCUUCAAGCAGCACCAGUGUUCCCAGUUCAAUUCCAAGGCCUUCGGAAAAACCCACUACCAGUGGAUCCCACUGUACCCAGCUGAUUACAUCAGCAUCUCCAACAAGCCAUGUGACCUGCAGUGCAGCACACAGAGCGGCGAGCGCCAGCUGCUGGUGCCCGCCCACGACGGUACCUUCUGCCGGGACGCCAAGCUGACCGGGGUCUGCAUCGAGGGGGUCUGCCAGCCGGUUAGCUGUGAUGGACAGCUGUACAGCAGGAAGUCAGGCGACCGCUGUGGCGUCUGCGGAGGAGACGGGACUUCCUGUCAGCGCGUCUCUGGAACCUACAGAAAGGGACUCACACAGUUAGGCUACGCGUUCAUCACCAACAUCCCGGCCGGAGCGAGAGACAUCCAGAUCAUCGAGAGACGCAGGACCGAGAACAUCCUGGCGCUGUCGGACGAGGCGGGGAACUUCUUCUUUAACGGAGACAGCGUCAUCGACAACCCGCGAAACUUCCGCGUGGCGGGAACGGUGCUGAAGUACCGGCGGCCUGGAGCCUCCGCCGCCGACGGCCUGGAGUACAUCAGCGGGCAGGGGCCCACGCAGCAGGGCCUCAACCUCAUGUACUACAACUUAAACGGGAAACUUCCCUACAUUACCUACGAGUUCAUACUGCCUCGUGACAUCACCGAUGACAUCACACCGCCCCCUGUCAUCACCGAUGACAUCACCAGAGGAGAUGACAUCACGAGCGGACCCGCCAUCCUAAACCACACCCACAACGAGGUGGACCUGAGAGAGGCCAAUCACAGCCGCCCAGGCGCUGAACAGGUGGCGGCAGGCCCGCCGCAAGGGGCAGCGUCUGUCCAGGAGCUGCAGACGCCCAGCCCCCCCCCGCCGGUGGCCAUGUUGGUCUACCAUCCAUUCGACGCGGUCAUCAGUGAUGAGUACCGACAAAACGACCUGCAGGAGCCCCGCCCCCCCGCCGCCUACAGGAGCGGCAGCUCCAACUCCAUCGACAGCGAGCCCGGGAACCACACCCACCCCUCUAAGCCCCUCCUCUUCCACCACCGAGGUCACUUCCUGGAUCUCCUGCUGGCUCUUCCCGCCCCUCUGCCCCGACCAGGCAACCAAUCAGCUGGUCUGGAAAACGCGCUGGCUACCAGGAAGUCCUCUGUGGUUCUGGGUGAGGGGCAGUACAACCUCACACACAUGACUACACACACGGCCUUGGGCUACGAGCCCCCUCCCCCCCACACACCGCUGACAGACCCCGAACCCAACACGCCGCCUAGCCAAGUAACAUCCCCUCGUGGAGAAACGCCCCCUCAUGGAGACACGCCCCCUCGCGGAGACACGCCCCCUCGCGGAGACACGCCCCCUGGGGUUGCUCUUGAGCUCCAGCAGAUGGCAGCAGAGCUCACAGUCAGCACUGAGAGUAAUGACUUUGAUGUGGGUGUGGCCUCUGAUGUGGGUGUGGCCGAGGUCAGCCUGGCUGAUAUGUACCGCUGGAAGAUCUCUGGCAACGCCCCCUGUAGCUCCACCUGCACUACAGGUAUCAGUACCAGCUAUGCUAUGUGUGUACGCUACGAUGGUACUGAAGUAGAAAACAGCUACUGUGACUCGUUGACGCGACCCGAACCCACACACGAGUUCUGUAACGGAAAGGAGUGUCCCCCCAGGUGGGAGACCAGCGGGUGGAGUGAGUGCUCCCGGACCUGUGCGGAGGGUUUCCAGUUCCGGACGGUGCGCUGCUGGAAGAUGAUGUCACCGGGCCUGGACUCCUCUGUCUACGAUUCGCUCUGCCUCUCACAUGACCUGCACAAGCCGGCCAAUAGGAAGGUCUGCCAUGGUCAGAGCUGUGGGCCUCAGUGGGAGGUCUCUGAUUGGUCAGAGUGCUCUGCCCGCUGUGGUCUGAGGGGUCUUCGUUCUCGUGACGUCCGCUGCUCCAUGGAGACCCGCCUCUGUAACGACUCCUCUCAGCCAAUCGGAAGCCAGGAGUGUGAAGGCCCACCCUGCGACCGGCGCUGGACCGUCUCUGAUUGGGGGCCUUGCUCCGGUGUGUGUGGGGAGGGCCGGAUGAUGCGUGCGGUGGCGUGCCGCUCAGCGGGGGGGGUGGUGAUGUCAGAGGAGCAGUGCGACCAAUCAGCACGCCCGCUGGCCGUGUACCCGUGUGGAGACCGGGACUGCCCCGCCCACUGGGUGGAGCAGGAGUGGCAGCAGUGCAACGCGUCAUGUGGGCGGGGCUUGCGGCUGCGACAGGUGGUGUGUGCAGGGCUGGAAGGGGGCGUGUUCAAAGAGUUCCCUGGAAGCAGCUGUGGCCACACCCCCAAACCAGAGAGCUCCUCCUCCUGCUUCCAGAGGCCCUGCUCCAAGUGGUUCACGACCUCCUGGUCCCAGUGCAGUAAGACGUGUGGGAGUGGCAUCCGUGUCCGCGAGGUCAAGUGUUACCAGGGGGAGGAGCUUGUAACCAGGGGCCACAGCUGUGACUCCUCCCUCAAACCUGAGGCCAGACAGAGCUGUGACGUCAUGAGCUGCCCUACCGAACCCCCAGCUCCGCCCCCGGUCUCCGUGCAGCUGGACUCCUCCUGUCAGGAUAAGCCGACCGCGAACUGCGCUCUGGUGCUGAAGAUCAAACUGUGCUCCCACUGGUACUACAGGAAGGCCUGCUGCCAGGCCUGCUACAGCCUGACCACCUGACCCCUGACCUCACCAUGACCCCUGACCCCUGGUACUACAGGAAGGCCUGCUGCCAGGCCUGCUACAGCCUGACCCCCUGACCCCUGACCUCACCAUGACCCCUGACCACUGGUACUACAGGAAGGCCUGCUGCCAGGCCUGCUACAGCCUGACCCCUGACCUCACCCUGACCCCUGAUACUACAGGAAGGCCUGCUGCCCGGCCUGCUACAGCCUGACCCCCUGACCUCUGGGCCUCCACAACACACACACACUCUCUCUGUUGAAACAAGGACAAGGUGAGGGCAGGUCAGCACCCAAUCACAAGGCAGCUCUAUCUGUACUGUAGUAACAGAACAGUGAGUGACUGGCCCAUGGACCAAUCAAAAUACAGCAACACACACUCACACUCACACUCACACACACUCACACUCUGUGUGUGUGUGGGCGGGCAACAGGCUAGCCAUCUCCCUAGCAACAGGCUAACUUGCUCCUCAGCAACAGAAUAGCCUGCUCCCUAGCAACAAGCUAGCAUGGCCAGGGUGACCAGACUGUACACUGUUUGUUUACCUGUUUCUUGUUUACUGAGAUCUAUGUUUUUGUGGUUUACUGAAUAAACAACUGUU
This is a messenger RNA of Gadus chalcogrammus (walleye pollock), 3600 nucleotides long. Its product is annotated as ADAMTS-like protein 2. Bases 33 to 2996 code for a protein of 987 amino acids. NCBI's taxonomy places the organism in Eukaryota, Metazoa, Chordata, Actinopteri, Gadiformes, Gadidae. Gene Ontology annotation, cellular component: extracellular matrix. The transcript has 19 exons. Gene Ontology annotation, molecular function: metalloendopeptidase activity. Gene Ontology annotation, biological process: extracellular matrix organization. The record is from RefSeq and is a predicted model, not a curated record.